This is a messenger RNA of Nycticebus coucang (slow loris), 1758 nucleotides long. RefSeq names its product pescadillo homolog. Gene Ontology annotation, biological process: ribosome biogenesis; maturation of LSU-rRNA from tricistronic rRNA transcript (SSU-rRNA, 5.8S rRNA, LSU-rRNA). Gene Ontology annotation, molecular function: RNA binding. The record is from RefSeq and is a predicted model, not a curated record. NCBI's taxonomy places the organism in Eukaryota, Metazoa, Chordata, Mammalia, Primates, Lorisidae. Bases 1 to 1758 code for a protein of 585 amino acids. The transcript has a single exon. Gene Ontology annotation, cellular component: nucleolus; PeBoW complex.
AUGGGAGGCCUUGAGAAGAAAUAUGAACGAGGCUCUGCCUCCAACUAUAUCACUCAAAAUAAAGCCCAGAAGAAACUGCAGCUGAGCCUGGCUGAUUUCUGGCAGCUGUGCAUCCAGAAGGGCAUUUAUCCCCAUGAGCCCAAAGACAAGAAGAAGGUUAACAAGGGUUCCACUGCAGCCCGAACUUUUUACCUUACCAAAGACAUCAAGUUUCUCCUCUAUGAACCUAUUGUCAACAAGUUCCAGGAAUACAAGGUGUUUGUUCGAAAGCUCCGGAAGGCCUAUGAGAAGAGUGACUGGAACACUGUGGAGCAUCUGAAGGACAAUACGCCCAACUAUAAACUUGACCACAUCAUCAAGGAGCGGUACCCCACGUUCAUUGAUGCUCUGCGGGACCUGGAUGACGCCCUCUCCAUGUGCUUCCUCUUUUCCACCUUCCCUUGGACUAGCAAGUGCCAUGUGCAGACCAUUCAACUGUGCCACCAGCUCACUGUGGAGUUCAUGCACUAUGUUAUUGCCGCCCGUGCCCUGCGCAAGGUCUUCCUGUCCAUCAAAGGCAUUUACUACCAGGCUGAAGUGCUGGGACAGCCUAUUGUGUGGAUUACACCCUACGCCUUCUCCCAUGAUCUUCCAACAGAUGUGGACUACUGGGUCAUGGCCACCUUCACUGAGUUCUACACUACCUUGCUGGGCUUUGUCAACUUCCGCCUCUACCAGUCACUCAACCUCCACUACCCACCCAAGCUUGAGGCUCAGGUUGAAGCAAAGGUGAAGGACAGUGAGGGUACCUAUGCACUGGACUCUGAAAGCUCUAUGGAGAAACUGGCAGCCCUCAGUGCCAGCCUGGCUCAUGUGGUGGUGCCUGCUUUUGAGGAGGAGGCCAAGGUAGAUGAAUUUCCUGCUGAUGAGGACAUGGCUGCGUGGAAAGAUGACCACAGGAAGGAACUGGAGGCGCAGGAAAAGCACAAGAAGCUCUUUGAGGGCCUGAAGUUCUUCCUGAAUCGUGAGGUGCCCCGUGAGGCCCUGGCCUUCAUCAUCAGGAGUUUUGGGGGGGACGUAUCCUGGGACAAGUCUGUGUGCAUUGGAGCCACCUAUGACAUCACAGACUCCUGCAUCACCCACCAGAUUGUCGACAAGCCUGGGCAGCAGACUUCUGUCAUUGGCAGGUACUAUGUGCAGCCUCAGUGGGUGUUUGACUCUGUGAACGCCUGGCUCCUCCUCCCUGUGUCAAAGUACUUCCCUGGUGUGAAGUUGCCCCCACACCUUUCACCCUUCAUGUCUGAGAAGAAAGGAGAUUACAUCCCACCUGAGAAGCUGAAGCUGCUGGCUCUACAACGGGGAGAGGACCCAGGAAACCUGAAUGAGUCUGAAGAAGAGGAGGAGGAAGACAAUGAAGGUGAUGGCCAUGAAGGGGGAGAAAAUGAAGAAGAGGAGGAAGACGUGGAAACUAGUUCAGAAAAGGAAGAAGAAGCCCGACUGACAGCUCUGGAGGAGCAGAGCAUAGAGGGAAAGAAGCCCCGGGUGAUGGCAGGCACCAUGAAGCUAGAGAACAAGGAGCAGCUGGCUCAGGAGGAAGAGAGCGAGGCCAAACGCCUGGCCAUCAUGACGAUGAAGAAGCAAGAGAAGUACCUGUACAACAAGAUCAUGUUUGGCAAGAGGCGCAAAAUCCACGAGGCCAACAAGCUGGCGGAGAAGCGGAAAGCCCAUGAUGAGGCCUCGAGGUCUGAGAAGAAGGCCAAGAAGGCAAAGGUGGUGUGA